AUGCCUACAACCUACAUCAUCACUGUCAAGGACGGCGAAAACAAGGAAGAAGUCAAACAGCACGUCAUCGACUCCGGUGCUAAAAUCACCCAUGACUACACUCUCAUUCAUGCUUUUGCUGCCGAAUUCCCAGAUGAUGCCGUUACAACUUUCCAAGACCAUCCGAAGGUCUCUGCCUGGGAGAAGGAUCAAGAAGUAAAGACCCAAGUAAAUUAG
Messenger RNA from Orbilia oligospora ATCC 24927, 216 nucleotides. RefSeq lists its product as uncharacterized. Gene Ontology annotation, biological process: vacuole fusion, non-autophagic. The transcript has 4 exons. Bases 1 to 216 code for a protein of 71 amino acids. The record is from RefSeq and is a predicted model, not a curated record. NCBI's taxonomy places the organism in Eukaryota, Fungi, Ascomycota, Orbiliomycetes, Orbiliales, Orbiliaceae. Gene Ontology annotation, molecular function: endopeptidase inhibitor activity.